This is a messenger RNA of Striga asiatica, 1019 nucleotides long. The record is from the annotation of a GenBank genome assembly. NCBI's taxonomy places the organism in Eukaryota, Viridiplantae, Streptophyta, Magnoliopsida, Lamiales, Orobanchaceae.
AUAAGUUGGUAUUAAUGGACUAAACAUAUUAAUUCCUCCACACACACACGCAAUCUCUCUCAAAUGGCGCUCACUAAUUGUCAAUCUCUAUUGGCGAUUUUGGUGCUUUUGCUACCCAUAGCAACCAAAGGAGAUGACCAUAUUCCUCCAAGCCUUUCUCCCUUUUUUGGGUUGAAAUUUUGGUCGAUUUACUCCAUGAGAAUUUAUGUAACGAGGUUGAAUGUGGAAGAGGGAGUUGUGAAGCGGCUCUGGGUUACCCUUUUAACUUUAGGUGCGACUGUGAUGAAGGAUGGAGGCGGACCCGUCUUGAAGAUGACGAUGAGCGAGACUUUGAAUUCCUACCAUGCAUCAUCCCAAAUUGUUCUUUGAACUAUUCGUGUAUGCCGGCCCCUCCACCAGCGCCACCAACUCCACACAACUUAUCCUACUUUGAUCCUUGCUAUUGGGUCUACUGUGGAGCAGGAAGUUGCACAAGGAAUGCAACACAUACACACACGUGUCAAUGCAAUCCAGGCUACUCUAAUCUUCUCAAUAUCUCUGCCUUCCCAUGCUACAAUGACUGUGCUGUUAAUUCAAACUCUUGUGGGCGACUUGGAAUAGUUCAGGGUAGGUCUACUUCAAAUACGAAUCCGGCAAGUGAUAGUAAUCAAGCUAUGGCUAUUUCUUUGGAGAAGUUUAGUUGGAUUGCAAUAUUAUUUGCAACUACUGUGAUGGUUUUGUCAAAAUAAAUUCUAUCUAUAUGAUGAUGUGUGUGCUUUUAUUCUAUUUAUUAUUAUUAUUAUUUAGGACUGCCAUUAUUUCUUUUUGGACUAAGAUAUUCGCUCAUGUGUUGAUAUGAAUAAUGCGAAAGUGCCGAGCUUGUAUAUAAUAGACAUUGGUUUUUAUUUUUAUUUUUACCCUUAAUUUCGAGUUUAGUAUUUACAAUGUGAUGAGUGAUAUGGAAAAGGAGGAUCAGGUAAGAUUUUUUGUUUUUUAGAAUAAAAUAUUAUCCCAAUUGCCUUGUAUUUUUUUUUCUCUAU